Molecule: messenger RNA, 2159 nt
Organism: Cuscuta epithymum
Lineage: Eukaryota; Viridiplantae; Streptophyta; Magnoliopsida; Solanales; Convolvulaceae
Source: the annotation of a GenBank genome assembly
AAGGAAGUGGAUGCCCAUGUAUUGUUUCCGCCAGAAUCAGAUUUUUCCAAGGAACUUAUAGACCAACAGCGUCCAGAUCUUCUGAACUGUAUAGCCCUUGGUGCUGCCUCUUAUUGGACUAGAAGCCUGUUGGAUCGUCUUCAUCGUGAGCUUGAACUACUAUACGAGAAGUCAGGAGCCUCAUGGACGCUCAAAAGAAGUAAAUCUGAACAGGAGCUGAUAGAUGUAUCUUUUCAAAUCAGUAAUAUGCUAAUAGAUAAUAAGCUGUUGAAAAGAAUUGACCCUGUGGAGAUAAGUGAGGAUGAGUAUUCCUAUGAUCAACCUCUUGCUUGGGAAAUAAAGAGUGGGGUAAGAUAUUAGAUUUUAGAGAUUUAGUUAUUUGAGAAUGAGCCAUAGUUACCGGACAAUAUUUACAUUUUUCUGUUGUGUAUAGAUUUCUAAUACAUGUUUUUUUUCAUUUCUUAGUGUUUUCAAUGAUCAGCCUUGACAUCAGAACCAUGCACUGAAAUCAGAUUGAAUGGAUGUUUCUUUCAACAAUUCUAGCCUUUUAUUGUGUUUGUUUAUUUGCCCUAUAAGUUAAUGUGUUUUUUUUGUGGAUUUUCUUUUGACAGUAUGUCUGGUAUGGGGAUACCAGAUUUAAGGAUGCUGCUUUCAAAAUUAUUAAGAAGAUUGAAGAGAUCGAAAACCACCAUGAGCAUGACAAGAAAUAUGCUCAAGAAGAAGGAAGAUCUCUGGAUCCUUCAAUAUCUAAGAAGCACAUAGAUGACCAAAUAAUGGUAAAAAAGAGCCAAUCCCUUAUUUGCUAAUGUUGUUUCUCCAUUUGGGCUAAUGAUCAUGUCUCGAUUAUCAUAGUUUUUAAAGAAGCUGCCUGUUAGUCAACUGCACCAUGAUUGUCAAAAGUUUGUUCCAACAGUUGCUCGGGCUUUAAAAGCAGACAAUGAUAUCAAUUCCAUUUAUCAUACUAUGAUUAUAAUUAGGAGGGUGUUUUGGAAGAAAUAUCAAAUGGAAAUUCUAGAUUUCAAUUAGUCAUUUGUCUUAGAUAACUUAAUAUCGAGUAGUGUGAGUAAGGCAGAUUUAACAUACUAAGUGAGAAGAAAGCAAGUAAAGUAGGCUAUAAGAAAGUAUCAGAUACUAAUUAGUCUAUUUUUGGGAGAAAUAGACUUCUUGGCUCUCUCAAAAACAUUAGAAACAAAGCUGGAAAUCUGAUUUAAGCAAGUAAAAUAUGCAAAUAGGCAAAAACCAAUAGUUAUGGAAGAAGAAAAUAUGAUCGUGUAAAGAAGACACAAUUAGGAAGUAUGAUCUAAAAUUAUAGGCAUAAAAAAACUGCAUUGAUAACAUAUUAACAUGUCAUUUCUAUUACACCUUUUCUUCUAAUUUUUUAAUACUUUAAAAAUAAACCAUUUAUAAAUAUACCAUUUAUCAAACAGAGCAGACCAUUGUAUUGCUAUAAUCUUCCCGAAAGAUGGCAUGGUGGUGGGAUGAGUUCUUCUUCCCAAUUUCAGAUGUAUUAUGAGCAAGUGGGUAUACCACAAGCAUUUCUUCCCGAUCCCCCAACACAGUGAUAUUGUUUUAAUGACGUGCCAUGGGGAUGCAAAUGGAAGGUGAAUUUUGGUAAGCUCCAGUUUCCAAAGCUCACAUGAAAACAACAUUGGUAUAACCACAGUUUGGUUAACAGUGAAACCUUUGGGUGCCCCUGCUUGUGAUGUUCCUACUGAGUUUGAUGCCCCUUGUGUGAAAGAGUUUGAUGCCCCUUGUGUGAAACCAAAUGAUGCCCAGGUUAAUGUAUCUGUUGAUAAACUUGUUACUAUCCCAUUUACUAUCCAAGUAAUUAAUGCUUCUGUAAGUGCCAGACCUGAAGUUGAUAUGCUUGUGAAUCUGUGAAGAAGCAAUGAUAUUUUUGCAUCAGACAGUGAAGGCAAUGAAUCGAGAAUACAGUCAGUGGAAGGUGCAUUCCUUAUAGUUUAGAAAUCCGGGAAAAAUGGCCAUUACAUCCGUGAGGAAGUUGUUCAGACUCUAGGCUCACCUGUUUGCGACUCCAGUAAGAAGAAGACAGAUAAGAGUUAUUCGGGUACAGCCAGCAGUUUUUUCAACUAUUUUCCUUGACAAGGGUGGACAGCGAGAAGACUACUUGGUUAAUUGAUACUUUUGUAAUACAUUUG